Molecule: messenger RNA, 1518 nt
Organism: Dovyalis caffra
Lineage: Eukaryota; Viridiplantae; Streptophyta; Magnoliopsida; Malpighiales; Salicaceae
Source: the annotation of a GenBank genome assembly
AUGGCUGACACUGAAUUCGCUCAAGUCCAAGCAAUUUCACCAGAGGGAGUUCAUAGUCCUAGAAAUAUUAAGCCUCGCCGUCUCAACAAAUAUGCUCUCGCCUGUGCUCUUCUGGCCUCUACAAACUCCAUCUUAUUAGGCUAUGAUAUUGGUGUGAUGAGUGGUGCAGUGCUUUUUAUCAAAGAAAACCUAAAAAUCUCAUCUACCCAAGUGGAGAUAGUGGUUGGUGUCCUUAAUAUUUCUUCAUUAAUAGGCUCACUGGCCUCAGGCAAAACCUCAGAUUAUAUAGGCAGGCGUUAUACCAUAGUCCUAGCAGCCACAACAUUUCUAAUUGGUGCCCUUCUAAUGGGCCUUGCACAAUCCUUCUCGUUCCUCAUGGCCGGCCGCGUCAUUGCCGGCAUCGGUGUUGGAUAUUCCCUAAUGAUUGCUCCGGUCUACUCAGCUGAGAUCUCUCCAGCGAUGGUACGUGGCUUCCUCACCUCCCUCCCUGAGGUUUUCAUUGUUCUUGGCAUCCUCGUAGGAUACAUUGUCAACUAUGCUUUGUCAGGUCUCCCACAGCAUUUUAAUUGGAGGCUAAUGUUGGGUCUAGCUGCUAUACCUUCAAUAUUAAUUGGUGUUGGAGUUAUAGCGAUGCCUGAAUCACCUCGUUGGCUUGUAAUGCAAAGCAGGACGGGUGAUGCAAAGCAGGUCUUGAUUAAAAUAUCUGAUACUGUACAAGAAGCUGAUUUCAGACUUGGUGAAAUAACUAAAGCAGCUUCAAUAUCAGAUCAAUCAGGUUCUUCAAGUGCUAACUGGCACGGGCAAGGGGUUUGGAAGGAACUUCUCCUAAGACCUUCUCGGCCUGUUCGUCGAAUGCUUAUUGCCGCUAUAGGGAUUAAUUUCUUCAUGCAAGCCUCAGGCAAUGAUGCUGUUAUAUACUACUGCCCUGAAGUUUUCAAGGAUGCAGGAAUUCACAGCAAGAAAAUGCUCUUUGGGGUUAAUGUCAUCAUGGGAUCCGCCAAAACCUUAUUUGUGCUGCUCUCGGCUCUUUUUCUGGACCGGUUGGGUAGGCGGCCUCUUCUGUUGUUGGGCUCAGCUGGUAUGGCUUUCUCGUUGGCUGGUUUGGGAAUGGGCUCUAAGUUUCUCGAGCAUUCCGACACCAAGCCUGUGUGGGCUAUUGUAUUAUGUGUAGUGGCUGUGUGUGGGGUUGUUUCUUUCUUUUCGGUUGGGCUUGGGCCCAUCACAUGGGUCUACUCGUCGGAGAUAUUUCCAUUGCGGUUACGGGCUCAAGGUUCGGGCUUGUCCAUAUCGGUUAACCGGCUGGUCAGCGGAGUUAUGUCUAUGACAUUUUUAACCAUUUCUAAGAAGAUAACAUUCGGAGGAGUGUUUUUUGUGCUUGCCGGAAUAAUGAUAGUGGCUACGGUAUUCUUUUAUAUCGUUAUGCCGGAGACAAAAGGGAAGACCUUAGAAGAAAUUGGGGCUCUCUUCGAGAAUAAGAAUGCAAGUAUUGAUGAUGGAAGAGAAAUGAGAGAAACAUAA